CAUUUGACACAUUGGUUGUUCCCGCCUCUAGAAGAAGACAUCACUGCCUUUAUUGUUUUGGUCACACGUUACUUAAUUUUCACAAGAUCUUGUUUAAACAGCAUGUGAGAAUUUCUUUUUUCACCGCGUUUUUUUUAAUACAGCACGACCUUUUAAAGUCAAAUGUUCUCGAUGUUUCGGAACAUCGUUUCACCUUUUGCUAGCUUGUGACGCAACAUAAUUUUGCUAAUCAUCGCCUCUUGAUUUGUACAGUACAAUACUCUGCGUCGCAAUGGAUAAAUGCGUUUAAAUUCUUGGGAAUAUUGUCGGUAAAACUUGUAUUGCAUUUACUCGAGCACAAUGGCGACCCAGAGAGCGCUUCCUCAGAGCAAAGAAAGUCUGCUACAAAACUACAACAAGAGGCUGAAAGAUGACAUCAGGUCCAUCCUGGACAACUUCACCGAGAUCAUCAAAACUGCCAAGAUAGAAGACGAGACGCAGGUUUCCCGAGCAACUCAAGCAGAGCAAGACCAUUAUGAGAUGCACGUACGAGCAGCUAAUAUUGUUCGCGCGGGCGAGUCAUUGAUGAAGCUGGUAUCGGAUCUGAAGCAGUUCCUCAUCCUGAACGACUUCCCCUCUGUCAACGACGCCAUCAGUCUGCAGAACCAGCAGCUGCGGUCGCUGCAGGAAGAGUGCGACAAGAAGCUGACCUCCUUGCGUGACGAGAUCGCCAUCGACCUGUACGAACUCGAGGAAGAAUAUUACUCCUCCAGCUACAAUCGGUGGGACAGUGUCGACCUGCCCUUGUGUGAGGCGUACCGGCGGCGGGAUAGUUGGGCCUCUGUGGGCAGCAGCCGCAGCUCCAGCCAAGGGGAGCAAGAGGAGUCGGAGGGACCCCUGCAGCAAGAUGUCAACUCACAGCACCACCACAACGGACACGCAGGCGCCACUUCCAUCGAGAAACCAUGAACAUGGGGUACUUUGAAUCAUCAAAUUGUUUACAUGCGGAAGGAACCUUGCUUCUAUAGGCUUCAUAAAAUUGUUGCCAUGAAAUACAUUCCACUGAGUUUAAUCUGAAUGUGUUCACACAACAAAGAUAUUUUCCAGUUAGGGCACUUCAUUUCUUUACUAUAGGAUAGUAAAUAGCUAAAUUCAAAUAGUUGGACAUGAAAGUGAGAAUCUAACCAUCUUAGGUUUUUCCAUUCCCGACGUCAUCUAACAAAAGAAUAAACCUGCAAAUUUCCUUUGUUUACUUGCUAUACCGGGCUUGUUUCAUUUCUCGUUAUAUUCAUUUGUAACAUGUUCUACUAUUCAGCAUGAUGCUAAUAAAAAAACAAACAACGGCAGUGCGAUUAAGUUGUUUUUAAUUCAAAGAAAUGCCCGUAAUGACAUUUAAAAUAUGUACAUUAUUUACAAAGCUCAUCGUCAAGGUUCGCAGCUUCAGGAGGUCAGAAGAGUCAACCUCAAAAGAUGUUUCCUCAACUACCUUAUGGUAAUCACCAAGAGCUAUUUUUCGUCAGAAAUAACUUGCAUACAAAAGGGGGAGUGAAAUCAAUCUUGUCACCCGUUACGUAACAAUACUUCGAGGAACUUUGCGUAUUCAUAUGUGACUAUUCAGUCUGUUGACAUUUGCUUUUCUUUCCCUUUCCCAUCUGUUUAAUAUACCGAUAGACAGUACACACCUUUCGUUAAUUCAUGGUGCAGUAUCGAUAUUUUGAGUCUGCCUCAAUUUGUAAACACCCAUUCAUUUGAAUAAUUCCAUGUCUUUCGACGUCAACCUUGUCUUUUCCUCAUAAUACACUGGCAGCCUUUUUAUUUGUCCAUUUGGUGGAUAGGAGGCUUCAUUUUCAGCAGAUGGCGGGCGUCAAAAUAUUAAUAUCGUCGAUUCAUCUUCUUGAACUUCUCAUAAUGGUAGUCAUCAGUGGCCUUUUCGUUAUUUGGUCGUUUGCGGAAGUUAGGUGGCUCUGACGCUGUGGAGUGAUAAGGUUUAAUGAGAAAUAUGUUGCAAAUAGCUGAAAGCGCGGUGGGGGCGGGACACUUACUCUCUGUCCCAGGUUUCUCAGUGUCCCCCACACGCAGCGGUCUUGGUUUGGGUUCCUCUCUCUCUCGUCUGUGGUGGUGCCUCUGAGCUGCAUUGGAAUCCUCAUGAUAGACUGCAGAACGGAGAAAUUGGGAGGAUAAGGACACAUUUAACCAUUAAAAUGUAGUUAAAUGAUGUUUAUUCCUACAGCGGUUGUGCUGGACAUAGUUGACAGCAAUGUUGGUAGGCACAAAUGAUGUUCCGUUGUCUUUUUUCUUGUUCCGUUGUUCCGCAAGCAGUUUAGCUUUGGCUUCCUCUGUCUGGAUGAUGUUCUUUAUCUUUGCACUGAACAGAAAUGAAAUGUUAGUUGUUGUUUUUUCUUCAAAUGUUUUAGUUCAUAAUUUUCAGAAGCUACAUACUCAAUACCAAGGUCGACUUCAGGGAUUCCACUCAGCAUCUGAUUGGACAACAUUUCCUCUGUCUUCUUGGCAGAGUUGACGCGGAUGUUCUCAGGCAGCUCGUACAGGUGGUCCUCCGCAUUUUUCACCUUGACUUUUUGUUCCUCUGCUUCUACAAGGCCCUUCUUUCGUCUCAGUUCUGUUUCAAUGUAUUUCAUCCUGACGGGACAUAUUCAUCAAGGUACAUGUCAUUCUUUUUUGUUGUUUCAAAAUAAUAACCGCUGGUUUGGAUUAACUGAAUAUGUAACUCUACUCAGCAAUUGCUUCAAGACCGUGAGAGUAUCAGAAAUGACUAAUACAUACAUGUCAGCAUCUUCGUCUCGUCUGUUUGUCUCAGCUGAAAAGGAGGUACCCAAGUUAAGGUCUGUAUCGUCCUCUGUCCUAUAAAGACAAAGUUGAUACAUUAAAGACAACGCCAAAGUGUUGAAUAUGAAAGACAACACGAUUACCCAAUAUUUGGGGUUAUUUACAUGUCUCGAUUGCGAUCCUUGACUUUCUUCAUGUCCACAACCCCUCCAGUUUUGAGCUUGAACGGGUCAUUCUGUAAAAUCAGCAGAUAUUAUUCACAGGACGGCACAGCAAAAAUACAACCGUACAAAGCAAAAUGUGCAUGGUUCAGUAUUGAAAUACAGUAAUUGUGAACUUUAGGAGAGUACAGUACUCACAUCAAUCUCAGCCUCAGGUGGCAAUUUUUCUCCAACUAGUAAGGCAGUUACGCUGAGAAAACAAUCAUAGUUGUUGUCUUCUUUGUUCACUAUAUUUAACAUUUAUUAGUAUUUUUUGUUGCAUUAGUUGUGAUUAAAAUACGCUAGGUAGAUUUUACCUGACUCCCUUCUGUCGUCGCCGCAAACUCUGUAGCUCUUUGGCCUCUUCUACUUUACAUCUAAACGUAAGGAGACCCACAGGAACAUUUAAAUGCACGUUUGAUUGGGUCAAACAAAUAAAUUCACUUUGUGUAGAUGACUGGUUCGCAGUUAGCUCUGUCCGCUAGCAAGAGGUUAGCUCUGCGCCCCUCUUGUAAUACUUAAUCUGUUACCUGACUUCCUGAGUUGUUUCAUCCUCUUCCACGUCUGAAGAAUUUCUUCUCCUUCUAAAGUUUUUGCCAGAAGACAUUUUAACAUGCGACUUUAAAAUUGUCCUCACUUCAGACUCGCAGCGUGACGA
Messenger RNA from Hippocampus zosterae (dwarf seahorse), 3621 nucleotides. It is a transcript of the gene med22, whose product is annotated as mediator complex subunit 22. The coding region runs from base 340 to 948 and encodes 202 amino acids. The transcript is spliced from 4 exons. Gene Ontology annotation, molecular function: transcription coregulator activity. The record is from RefSeq and is a predicted model, not a curated record. Gene Ontology annotation, biological process: regulation of transcription by RNA polymerase II. Gene Ontology annotation, cellular component: mediator complex. NCBI's taxonomy places the organism in Eukaryota, Metazoa, Chordata, Actinopteri, Syngnathiformes, Syngnathidae.